AUGCAAAAGUUGACUCAGUCUUGUACUGACUGGGACUCUGAGCCCUCACCAAUGCUAUUUAAAAAAUGGCUAGAUUUUUACAAUGAUUUGCAGGCAAUGAAAGAGAUUAAAAUCAAACGAAAUGUUACUGUUGACAAUAUUCAGUCUGCUCAGCUUGUAGCAUUUGGUGAUGCCUCAGUUUUUGCAUAUGGGACUGCUAUUUAUCUAAGAGUCACUGACAAGCAUGGUAAAGUAUCUAUGUCUCUUCUUUGUUCUAAGAGUCGCAUUGCAUCUAAAGACAAGAAAUUGACUGUGCCACGAUUAGAAUUAAAUGCAUCACUUUUAAUGGCAAAAUUAUGCUUGAGAGCAUACAAUACAUUAAGUAAGAAGAUUUCUAUUGAAAGUGUGCAUCUUUUCAGUGAUUCUCAGGUUGUUCUGGCAUGGCAAAAAACGGAUCCAACAAAGUUAAAUGCUUAUGUUGCUAAUAGAGUCAAAUUAAUCAAUGAAUAUACAAAGGGUUUUCAAUGGUUGUAUAUAAAAACUGACCUCAAUCCCUCUGACUGUUUGAGUCGAGGUGUACAACCCAGCGAACUACAAGGUAACCAACUGUGGUGGUGUGGUCCAGCUUGCAUGUCUGAUCCAGAGUAUAAAUUCACCGAUGACUGUAAGAAUGUACCUGACAACUUACCGGAGAUCAAGCAUGCAGAUGGAUCCAAGCCGGUGUGCAUGGCAUCAUAUCAAUCGGUUUCUCUUGCAAAUGAUUUGUUAGAUAAGUUUUCUAACAUUAAUAGGGCAGUAAAUGUGCUUGCUUAUAUACAAAGGUUCUGUAAAAAUGUGAGGCCGGGUUCACAAAAAGUUAAGCUUAAUUUCAUUACAUUUAGCGAGGCCACUCAGGCAUUGCAUUUAAUUAUAAAAAAUGAACAGGAAAAGUUCUUUGAUAAAGAGCUAGCUUCAUUGCGGGCAGGUAGGCAAGUUGCAUCGUAUUUGCUGUCUGUCAAUCCCUUCAUUGAUGCUAAUGGCAUUCUCAGAGUAGGUGGACGUUUGCAACAUUCUUCCUUACCUUAUAGUCAAAAGCAUCAGAUAAUCUUACCUAAAGAGUCUAGGGUGACUCACCUUAUUAUUGAAAAUGAACAUUUGAAGCUGUUACAUGCCAGUCAAAAAGAAGUGCUUAGCAAUUUAAGUCAACGCUAUUAUAUAGUAAAUGGUUUGCGAUUGGUAAAAAAGUUUGUAAAUAGAUGUCUCACAUGUUUUAGACUAAAAGGUGUAACCGCAAAACAGCUGAUGGGUUCAUUGCCCGCUGGUAGGGUCAACAUAGAUCGUGCGUUUGCUAAGGUUGGCAUAGACUUUGCGGGACCAAUGCUAAUAAAGCAGUCAAGAGUGAGAAGUGUCAUCACUACAAAAGGUUACAUUGCUGUGUAUGUGUGCUUCGUUACCAAAGCCGUACAUUUAGAGUUGGUGUCAGAUCUGACUACUGAUACAUUCUUGGCUAGCUUCAAACGUUUCAUUGCAAGACGUAAUGUUCCAACCGAGGUUUAUUGUGACAAUGUUGCUACUUUUAAAUGA
This is a messenger RNA of Leguminivora glycinivorella, 1542 nucleotides long. RefSeq lists its product as uncharacterized. Bases 1 to 1542 code for a protein of 513 amino acids. The record is from RefSeq and is a predicted model, not a curated record. Gene Ontology annotation, molecular function: nucleic acid binding. NCBI's taxonomy places the organism in Eukaryota, Metazoa, Arthropoda, Insecta, Lepidoptera, Tortricidae. The transcript has 3 exons.